This is a messenger RNA of Prunus armeniaca (apricot), 531 nucleotides long. The record is from the annotation of a GenBank genome assembly. Lineage: Eukaryota; Viridiplantae; Streptophyta; Magnoliopsida; Rosales; Rosaceae.
AUGGCCCAUGCCUUGCUUCUUGUGCUAGCAGUGGCUCUAGCCACUGUCAGCUCAGCCCAUGUUGCAGCCGCUCAGCUCAGCCCAGCCACCCCUCCUCUCUCAAAUGCAGCCACAGAAUACCUCAAGGCUCACAACCAGGCCAGAGCUGCAGUGGGCGUUGAGCCUCUCAAGUGGAGUGAGUCUCUGGCCAAUGCCACAAGCAGACUUGUGAGGUACCAAAGAGACAACAAAGCCUGCAACUUUGCUAACCUCACCAGUGGCAGCAAGUAUGGAGGCAAUCAGCUGUGGGCAAGUGGCCAGUCAGUUACACCAACCAUGGUUGUGGACACUUGGCUCAAGGAGAAGGACUUCUACAACCACACUGGCAACUCUUGUGUUCCAAAUCAUAGUUGUGGUGUGUAUACCCAGGUAGUGUGGAGGAAGUCUGUGGAGUUGGGCUGUGCACAGGCCACCUGUGUGAAGGAUCAGAGCAGUUUGAGCAUUUGUUUUUAUAACCCUCCUGGGAAUGUUAUUGGGGAAAGCCCCUACUAG